Molecule: messenger RNA, 1854 nt
Organism: Aspergillus clavatus NRRL 1
Lineage: Eukaryota; Fungi; Ascomycota; Eurotiomycetes; Eurotiales; Aspergillaceae
Exons: 2
Coding region: 1-1854 (617 amino acids)
Source: RefSeq, a predicted model, not a curated record
AUGUAUCAGACACAGUGUGAUGGAAUGGUGUGGUCUACUUCUGGGAUGCAAGACAGCUCGGGCAUGCGUUCGCCAACGUCAUCAACUUCAUCAAAUGCCUCCUGGGAAGCCGGUUCAUCGCAGCAAAGACUCUUAAAUUCAUUCGACAACCAGCAAACAAGUCCGGUUUCUCUCGUGCAGGAGCAGUUCUCCACGGCUCGCCAGAGCGGAGGCUCCGGCCGGCUCAAGCGACGAGCAUCUCAAGGAUCCCUGCUCACCAAACCGUCCAGUGUCUCGCGUUUCCUCUCCAGAAGCAACGUCUCGCUUCAUCUCCCGCCAUUCGAGAACCUUGGCCUCUCUUCGAAAUCUUCUAGUCGGGUCGAAUCUCGCACCCACUCCGUUGAACCCCGUCUUCGUCUCACUACAACCUCCGUCUCGAACCCACAAACCGUCCAUACAUCCCCCGUCACCUCCGUUAUCUGGGACACCUCGUCGAAGGAUUGUCCUCAGAGUGACUACCCUGCAACGCUUCCUCCGACACCCCCGGAAGACGACGAGCACGUGCUGUGGAACUCGAAUUCCAAGAUGCUCCUGUUCGACUCUCACAUGAACCGCAACCCCGCGCCAAUACCCAUGGAUGAAGGCCCAAAUAUGGAUAAUUCGCCGCGGGGAACCGCUUCCGACGGUCUAGGCAGUCCCUCAGAUGGCCUCUCGAAUUCUUCUCCUCCCAGUUCAGACGGAAGCCGCAACUCGCCUGGAGGCGAUAUGGAUUGCGACCAUGAUUCAUGGCUGGAGAGUUCCAUCGAAUCGACUGUAUCAUCGCUGCCAUUUUCGAAUGCCCGCGGUGAACCCGUUAAGAUCGUCUCUCAGACGCUCCCCUACCCAUACACCUCCGAAACGCCCACACCAAACAGGACCACCGAGGGCGUUUUCACCUCGCUUGUUCAUGUCAUCCAAAACCGGCGUCGGCAGGGCCAGUCGCCCUACAUCAACGUCACCCACGCAGUCCCCGAGCAGUUCAGCCUCACAAAUCUCCCCUCGUCACCCCCAGGGACGCCGCGCUGUAUGCUCCCUGGCAACGACUAUUUUAACUCCACCGUUUUCUCCAGUGCCGCGGUAGUUUCCGCUUACCACGACUUCCGUGGUCCUAUCCAAACCAAGGCUUCGCACUUCCCGAUGCCGAUUGUCCCACCCCACUCCGUACAUAUCUCCGUCCUGGAGCGAUAUAUUCCACCAUCGUCGCCCCAGGAAUACCGCGACCUGUUCUCCCCUCACCGCCCAUCUUUCCUGGUCGACCGGCUUUCAGAGCUCUCUCCCGAUGGUGGCUCGCUGCUUUUCAUCUACCCCACCCGCAGGGGAGGCUCGGCCUUUAAGUCCCAGUACCUAGGACCCAUUCUGGAUCCGUUGCUUCGGCAGCUCGUCGUAGUCAACGAGCUAUCGACGGACAUUGGUCGGUACCUAGGCAAACUUUCUUCCGUCUCCCACAUGGAGGAUUUUGACACCAUGAGACAUAAUCUCUCCGAAUUAUGCCGUGCGUUGAGCUCCUCUUCCUCUUCUGAGUUUACUAUCGUCGAUGCCAGGAAAGGGAGCGCCCAUCUCGAUCGCAACCUCUGGGCCGAGUGGUACAUCCACCAAGAAAAAGCUCGGAUGAAGGAAGUGCUCAGCCUCUACUGGCAGAACGGCCGUCGUCUCCCGGUUUCCAAAGCCGCGUCGAACAUCGCUCAUCCUUAUAUCUUGGCUCCCGACAAGGAGGUCACGUCUGCCAUGUUGUUGGGCGAGAUUCUCGAUGGCAUCCGCAGGCGGCCCUACGGCGAAGAGAGCGAACCCCACGACGGGGUCGAGCUCGGAGUGUUCGUGAUCCGUCGGUCACACUAA